Messenger RNA from Cuscuta campestris, 876 nucleotides. Lineage: Eukaryota; Viridiplantae; Streptophyta; Magnoliopsida; Solanales; Convolvulaceae. The record is from the annotation of a GenBank genome assembly.
GUUCACAUUUUAUCUAUCCAUACACACACACACACAGGUUUCUUUGGAUUUUGAUGGCAUGAAACCCUAGCUAGCUAGCUCCCCUCCAAUGGACAAUCCUUAUCCCGAACUAGGGAGCUUGGUCCCCGCCGCCGAAUCUUCCUCUUCGGCGGCGGCGCAGGAGGUUUCCGGGUCGUCAUCCUCGUCCUCGUCGUCGAGCCGGUACGAGAACCAGAAACGCCGGGACUGGAACACGUUCGGCCAGUACCUGAGGAACCACAGGCCCCCGCUCGCCCUGUCCAGGUGCAGCGGGGCCCACGUGCUCGAGUUCCUCAGGUACCUCGACCAGUUCGGGAAGACCAAGGUCCACACCCCCGUGUGCCCGUUCUUCGGCCACCCCAACCCUCCGGCCCCCUGCCCCUGCCCCCUCCGCCAGGCCUGGGGCAGCCUCGAUGCGCUCAUCGGCAGGCUCAGGGCCGCGUACGAGGAAAACGGCGGGAAGCCGGAGACCAACCCUUUCGGAGCUAGAGCCGUGCGGCUCUACCUCCGAGAGGUUCGCGAUCUCCAGUCGAAAGCCAGGGGGAUCAGCUACGAGAAGAAGAAGCGAAAACGCCCCCCGCAGCAUCCGCCCCCGCCGCCUCCACCGCAGCAAUCCAUGUCGGCUCCUCCGUCGCCGUGAACUUCCCCGGGGCCGCGGCCGGCGAGAUGAUGAUGAUCAUAUGAAACACCAUCUUCGUGUCGGAACAAAUUUCUACUGUAUGUUUGUUUGUUUUUUCCUAUUGAUUAGCUAUCAAUCUUUAUCAUAUAUCGUCUCAUAAUAAUAAUUGUAGUUUGUACGUAAUGGCAUUAUUGGACAGAUCCGACUGUAGUAGCUUACAAUAUAAUUAGCAUGUCCUC